UCAUCUCUAGGUGGUACUUUUCCAGCUGGGUGACGGGGAUGAAGGUCUAAAGCUCAGGCUCCCAUCGAAGGUGAAGGACCUGCCUUGUAGAAAUAGGAUGGAAGGAGACUCAAGCAAAUUUAAAACCCACACUGCGGUAUUUCACAAGAAAAAGAAAUGGUCUUCUGUGUCUGAAGAAAAACCCCAGAAAUGGGCUCAUGAGAACUUGGAAAGGGAGCAUCCUCGAUUGUCCAAGCUGGGGAAGAGGAAGAAGAAGAGGAAAGAGUCCCAGACUCCAGCCCAGGAGAGCUUAGAGAGUGAGCAGCCUCGGAAAGCCAAGAGGAAGAAGAGGAAAGAGUCCCAGACUUCAGCCCAGGAGAGUUUAGAGAGUGAGCAGCCUCGGAAAGCUGAGAGGAAGAAGAGGAAAGAGUCCCAGCAACUUACUUCUUCCCUUCUGAAAAAUUCAGAAAAUUUCCAUAAAAUCAAAAAAACCACUUCUACCCACAAAAAGAAAAAGAGAAGUGUUUGGGAGGUGGAUGUGGAAACAGGGAUCAUCCUUGUAAAUAAAGAAAACAUGGAGAAGCUGCCAGAGAGUUCUCGGAAGGAUGUGGAUAUUGUUUAUAUUGAUGUGGACAAGAGACAAAAGUCAGCAAAAGCAGGUGAAACAGAAGAGCAGCCCACUGCUGGAUUGCAGAGACAUGACUAUCAAGAGCUGCACAGUGAUGUUAGGAGCAAAAAGAAGCAAAAACAUCCAAAGAAAGCUGCAUCCUGGGGUGGCGUGCGGGGAAGCCAGCCUGAGAGCAUCACCUUGCCCCAGUCAGAAUCUUUGUUGUCUGUGGAUCUAGAAGGCAGAAGCACAGAACUAGCAGUGUUUCAUAAAAAGAAGUCUAAGAAAAAGAUGUUGAGGAGCCAGGAAUUGGAGGCCAUCCCUGGGAGUCUUGAUAGUACACACCCUGCAGGAGAGGUUGGGACUGGAGAAGAUGAUGAGAGGGUCAAAGAGCCCCACAGUAUCAGGAAAAAGUCUAAGAAAAAGAAGUGUGCAUCUAAUGUUCUUGCCAGCUCUAGUGACAAUGCCUCAGUGCUUGACAACGCUAAGAAUGCCCUCAUGUAUUCACCAGAGGACAGUGACACUUUGAGGGAAGAGGAUGUGGACUACAGGCCAAGGAUGGCAGAAACCCAGGCUUUUUCCAGCCAGAACCAUGGGGAAGAGAUGCAGAGCUUACGACCUCCCCAUGAAGAAGAAAGCAAUUUGGAAACAGCCAGCAGUUCUGCAAUGAGAUACAUAUCUGAAGAUGGUGGAGAUUCUGAUGAAUCUGAUGUGGAUUUGGGCUCUGCGGUGAGGCAGCUCCAAGAAUUCAUUCCCGACAUACAGGAAAGGGCAGCCACCACGAUCAGACGCAUGUAUCGGGAUGACCUGGGGCGCUUCAGAGAAUUUAAGGCACAAGGUGUUGCUAUUAGAUUUGGCAAAUUUUCUGUUAAAGAAAAUAAACAAAUAGAAAAAAAUGUACAAGAAUUCCUGUCCCUGACUGGAAUUGAGAGUGCAGACAAGCUGCUGUACACAGACAGAUAUCCAGAGGAAAGGUCUCUGAUCACCAACUUAAAACGAAAGCAUGCAUUCAGACUGCACAUUGGGAAAGGCAUCGCUCGGCCCUGGAAGCUUGUGUACUAUCGUGCAAAGAAGAUAUUUGAUGUGAAUAAUUACAAAGGCAGAUACAAUGAAGAAGAUACUAAGAAGCUGAAGGCAUAUCAUUCCCUCCAUGGAAAUGACUGGAAAAAGAUUGGGGCCAUGGUGGCCCGAAGCAGCCUCUCGGUCGCCCUGAAGUUCUCUCAGAUUGGUGGUCAUAGAAACCACGGUGCUUGGAGUAAGGCAGAAACUCAGAGACUAAUCAAGGCUGUGGAGGAAGUGAUCCUAAAGAAAAUGUCUCCCCAGGAGUUAAGAGAACUGGAUUCUAGACUCCAGGAAGACCCUGAAGGUCGCCUGUCAAUUGUCCGGGAAAAACUCUACAAGGGCAUAUCAUGGGUGGAAGUGGAAGCUAGAGUGGAGACCAGAAAUUGGAUGCAAUGCAAAAGUAAGUGGACAGAGAUUCUUACCAAAAGGAUGACCCAUGGUGGCUUCGUGUAUCGUGGGGUCAAUGCUCUGCAGGCCAAAAUCACCCUUAUUGAAAGGUUGUAUGAACUAAAUGUGAAUGAUGCUAAUGAAAUAGACUGGGAAGACCUUGCUAGUGCCAUAGGGGAUGUCCCUCCACCUUUUGUUCAGGCAAAAUUUUAUAAGCUGAAAGCCGCCUGUGUUCCUUUUUGGCAGAAAAAGACUUUUCCAGAGAUCAUCGACUACUUAUAUGAAACCAGUCUGCCUUUGCUGAAGGAAAAGUUAAAUAAGAAGAUGGAGAAAAAGGACAGCCAGAUCCAAACGCCCUUGGCUCCCAAACAAGACUUUCUGUUCAAAGACAUCUUCUAUUACGAUGAGGACAGCGAUGGGGAGGGCUUAGAGGAGCCCAGUGCCUCAGACAUGCAGUGACGAUCUCCUGCCUCUUCCCUUGGACUGGUCUCUGUUCCCUUGGACCUCUAGCUGUGCAUCUCCUAUUCUGGGUAGACUGCUGGUGGCCAUGGAGCCUACUUCGUAGGGUGCCUCUCCUAUGCUGGCCACCAGAUUUCAUGGUGUUCUGUUGGAAUACUAUGUUCUUGGUAGAAGCCCAGCCCUUAGUCUUGGAAGAGUGUUCAGCUGGAGCACAGCUCCCACUAGAUUCUUAGAACAGGGUGAACGGGACCUCUUCCAUCACUCAGGAAAGCAAAUCCAGCUGUAGGUGUUUCAGAGUGAGUACUUAGGGUUUAGGUAACAAAAAGUGUUCCACAAGAUCUUUGUGUGGUGAUACACACUGCACUGUGGAGAUAGGUAGAGAGGUCAGAAGAUUGAGCCCAAGCUGGGCUACAUUGUCAGACCCUGUCUCAAGCAUAUGCACACACACACACACACACACACACUGUUAAGUGGCAUGCUAGAGCAGCCUCCAAAAGGAGAAGGAGAAGUACAUUGUGCAGAGAGCAAGCAGGCGCUGCAGAGCUUUGUAGCCCUGCAGGCCUCCACUUCCUCAUGUUUCCACCAGCUGCUCCCUCCCCAUAUCCAGGCUGCCCACAGCUGCUGCCCUGCAAAGAAAUGUGUCCAUGUGUGACCCUUAGCAAAAUUCUGCUGCAAGGGAGUCUGGGACACCCAGUGUUCAGAAUUGUCCCAUCUGUGCUGAGCAACAUAGAGAAAGGAAAGUGUGGCUGAUGAAACUGCUGUCUCCAUUGAUGCCACUGAGCAAUUGACUGACCCCCAUGAACUCUCAGAUGUCAUUUCUGUGGUACCAACAGAAGAUGGGCUAGACCAGUCACAGUGAGAAGGAGGCACACUAAUGGAAACUUCUUGCCACUGUACCUUAGCACUUCCAUAGACAUGCAAAUGUCAGUGAGUAAUCAGGGUGCAUGUAACCAGAAUUCAGGUGGGGAAAGGAGGAUUGGGAAUUUAAGGUGGUCCUUGCAAAUAGCAGGUUCUAAGCCAGCUUGGACUACAGAAGACCCUAUCUUGAACAAACACAUACAAACAUUGAAUAAAUGAUGUUAUUUUACUACAUGGUUCUUUACCCAGCCCUGUCUGUUCCUCAGCCAUUUUAGUUUCAGUGCUGACAGGACUAAAUUAUUUCUACAGAAAUAAUAACACUAAUGUAUAAACAAAUUCUAUGUAAUAGAAGAAAAAAGUUAAAUAUUCUUUCAUAGGAACUAUGUUGUUAUAGUAUGGUCCUAGAAUGAAAAAGCAUAUGUUAAGUUAAAAUGAAAACAGUAUAUUUUACAUGAAAGUAUAUUUUUGUGAAUAGUUCAGUGAAAUAUAUAUUUUCUCAGUUUUGUAAAAAUGAAAAAUAAAAGCCAUAGGUUAUUUAUGUAGAUGUAUGAGGAAUGACCCGAAUACUGGCUCAGUGCACGGUUCACAGAGUAGAACCCAGAGACCCAGAGUAGUCUUCGGGUCCCAGGGAACUGCCAAAACUACCCACAAAACUCACCCAGGACUGCAUCAAAUCUCUGUCAUUCUCCAUCUGGGAGGGGCCUUCCUGGAAUUUAUCAGGGGUCCUGGAGCUUGGCUUCUCAACAGAGAACGAGAAUUCCGUUUCUCUCAGGGGCAGCUAGAGCAUUUUAGGGAAAGGCCUGAGUGUGCGAGGCUGGGAGUGGAAAAGUAUUCAGCUCUUUUAGAACAAGAUCACUGGUGGCAGUGGAAGCUCAGGCAUUCCAAAGCCUGAACAUGUGGUGAAACCAAAAUGUUACAGCUCUUAGUUAAGCUGCUGUGCUGAGCAUGGCAGCAGUGUCGGCAGAAGUCUAUACUUGGUCAGCUGGCAGCUAGGGCACAGGCCACCUGGCAGACUGGAAGGCAGGUCCAGUGAGGCCGGCCUGCCAGCAGCGAAUAAAUGACAAAUCUCAGGUGGUCAUGGUAGAAGUCAGCCCGUUUAUUUGAAAUCAGGGAUUUAUAAACCUUGGGCAGUGGGAGGAUGUUAUACUAAAUAUUAAAGAAAAAAGAAAAAAAUGAGUGUUGGACUAUGUAUUUAUUAUUAUUUGCCCUAGGAUUAUCACAGCAGUAUUAUCUAACCUGCUAUCAAAAAUAAUUUAAGACACGGACACCUGUUAGAUUUUCUAAUUGCCUUACCUUGGGCCAGUGUUGUAGGCGGUGAUUAAUAUUUAUUAUUGAUUUAUCUUCUGGCAAUGCUGCUGUUAGUCCUAAACAGCUGUAUACCCAAAUCACCGCACAGAGACUGGGUUUAUUUAGUUAACCUAGAACACAGUGCUGGACAAUAGUUGUUCCAUCUUAAACCUCCAAGUCCUCAUAGUUUCCUAACAUUUGGAUUUCCCACAUUAUACUUGCUUUUAGUGAUAUACUAGGUUCAGUCCAUCUCUCCAUGCUGUUCCAAGAUCUCUCUCCUCCAGCCCCCUCUCCUCCCUCCCCUCUCGCCUUCUCCCACUCAUUUCCUGCCUUCUAGCUCCUCCUCUCUUUCCUGUCCUCUGUCUCCUCCCAUUGUACAACAUUGUAGCUAGUUGCUUUAUUUUGGCCUAAACUGUUUACACACAGUUGAGACAGGAUUCUUAGAAUGAGUAUCACAAUGCAAUAUCCGGGUUGAAACCAGAGAGUAGGGGGGAGAAAUCAGCAUUUGAAUGAACAAGGGUAAGGUACAUACGUUUCAAAAGAACAUUAUACCAACAUUUCCCCCUUUAAGUCCAAUAAAAGGCUCCUUUUAUUUCAAUACAAUAAUAAUUAUGAAAACUGUUGGGUAAAAUUACAUGUGCAAUGUCCAGUCCAUGUGUAUUUAGCACAUGGAGAGAGUAUCUUAGGAGACAGUAUCUGAUAAUCCUAUCUAUCUUGACAAGUUAAAAGUUCUAUACCUAUAUUAACUUAUUUUUAUUGGUAUUACCUAUAUGAAAAGAUUUUUAAACUUCUAAAUAACUCAAGCUUAAUUGUGGCACAAUAACUAUUUGAUCUUCAACCCCAUCAGAGAUUUGAGAAGGAAUAAAAUUAGUUACUUGAGUAAGUAGGAAGUGCAUGUUAGCAGCUUCCAAAAAAUAAAAAUUGACAGUUUGCUGCCUGAACAGUCACCCAUAACUGUAACAUUGGAGCAUCAUCUUCAGCCUUCAGGCUCAGAAUAUUUGACAGACAUAUAUGAGAAGCAGGAACUAUUUAGGACUUGCUUACCCUGUCUUGGCAGAGUUCAGCAGUCGACUUGUCCUGCAUUUAAGCUUGCCCAUUUUAGGCAGAAUUUGUCUGUCAUGACGUGAGGGUAUUUUCUUUACCUGAGUGGCUUGUUUGCCACAUUCAAAGCCAUCUCCAUAUGGAGGUUCUUCAGUGCUCAUUAUCUUCUUUCAGGUAGGUGGGGUGCUGCCAGGAAAUGACCUGUCUCAUUGUCAAAGAAUCUUUAAAAUAAUAAAGACACUUUUAAAUGCCA
Molecule: messenger RNA, 5933 nt
Organism: Psammomys obesus (fat sand rat)
Lineage: Eukaryota; Metazoa; Chordata; Mammalia; Rodentia; Muridae
Gene: Ttf1
Product: transcription termination factor 1
Exons: 12
Coding region: 98-2494 (798 amino acids)
Source: RefSeq, a predicted model, not a curated record